This is a messenger RNA of Parasteatoda tepidariorum (common house spider), 1167 nucleotides long. The record is from RefSeq and is a predicted model, not a curated record. NCBI's taxonomy places the organism in Eukaryota, Metazoa, Arthropoda, Arachnida, Araneae, Theridiidae.
AUGUACGGGGAAAAAUCGAUUGUAUGUAAUAAGAGUUUUUCUCAAAGUGAGCAUCUGAAUAAACACAGUUGUGGUGAGAAGCCAUUUUCUUGUAGUAUAUGUAAUAAGAGUUUUUCAGAAAAAAGUAAUAUGACUAAACACAAUCGUGUUCAUACUGGUGAGAACAGUCUGACCAAACACAUUCAUGUUCAUACUGGUGAGAAACCUUAUUCUUGUAGUUUAUGUAAUAAGAAUUUCUCACGAAAAAGUCAUCUCACUACACAUAGUAGUGUUCAUACUGGUGAGAAACCUUAUUCUUGUAGUAUAUGUAAGAAGAGUUUUUCUUAUAAAGGUAGUAUGAAUAAACACAGUCUUGUUCAUACUGGUGAGAAUAUAUGUAAUAAGAGUUUUUCAGAAAACAGUCAACUGAUGAGACACAGCAUUGUUCAUACUGGUGAGAAUCUGACGGAACACAGCCGUGUUCAUACUGGUGAGAAGCCUUAUUCUUGUAGUAUAUGUAAUGCGAGUUUUUCAGAAAGAGGAACUCUGAAUAAACACAGUCUUGUUCAUACUGGUGAGAAUGUAUGUAAUAAGAGUUUUUCAAAGAGAGGGGCCCUGAAUGGACACAGUCUUGUUCAUACUGGGGAGAAGCCUUAUUCUUGUAGUAUAUGCAAUAAAAGUUUUGCACUAAAAGGUAGUCUGAAAAAACACAGUCGUGUUCAUACUGUUGAGAAGCCUUACUCUUGUAGUAUAUGUAAUAAAAGUUUUUCUCUAAAAUGUAGUUUAACAAAACACAGUCUUGUUCAUACUGAAAGAGGAACUCUGAAUGAACACUGUCUUGAUCAUACUGGGGAGAAGCCUUAUUUUUGUUAUAAUAAGAAAAUUUUGAAAAGAGUGUUUCUGAAUAAACACUGCCAUGUUCAUACUGGUGAGAAACCUUAUUCAUGUAUUGCAUAUAAUAAGAGUUUCUCACAAAAAGUAAUCUUACGGUUCACGGGCAGUGCUCAUACUAGAGAGAAACCUUAUUCUUGUAGAGCAUGUAACAAGAGUUUUUCAUUAAGAGGUAGUUUGACUCAACUUAGUUGUCUUCAUAAUGUUAACAAACCUUACUCAUGUAGUACAAUAUGUAAUAAAGCUUUUUCAAGAAAGAAUUAUCUAACUAGUCACAGUCAUGUUCAUGUUAUUUAA